This is a messenger RNA of Paramisgurnus dabryanus, 1753 nucleotides long. RefSeq names its product ribokinase (gene rbks). Gene Ontology annotation, molecular function: ribokinase activity. Gene Ontology annotation, cellular component: cytosol. The record is from RefSeq and is a predicted model, not a curated record. NCBI's taxonomy places the organism in Eukaryota, Metazoa, Chordata, Actinopteri, Cypriniformes, Cobitidae. Gene Ontology annotation, biological process: D-ribose metabolic process.
UUACAUGUUAAAGGACAGGAAAAAACGGGAACAGCUGAAACUGUUCGUUUGUCACAUGGGUUUCUUUGCUGUGAGCAGACGUGAGCUUUUUAAGAAUCAGUGUGGAACUAGAUAUUAAGUCAUGUCUGAAGAUGUGAGUGUCGUAGUUGUGGGUUCCUGUAUGACGGAUUUAGUAAGCCAGGCACCUCGCCUACCCAAGGCUGGAGAAACAAUACAUGGAUACAAGUUCUUUAUUGGUUUUGGUGGUAAAGGGGCAAAUCAGUGUGUUCAAGCUGCAAGAAUGGGGGCCAAAACUGCCAUGGUGUGCAAGGUCGGAAAGGACGUUUUUGGGGACAGCUACAUUCAGAAUUUCAAAAAUAAUGGCGUAUCCACUGCUUUUGCAGAACAGACUGAAAAGGCUGCAACUGGAGCUGCCUCUAUCAUUGUAAAUGACACAGGGGAGAACGCUAUAGUGAUUGUGUCUGGUGCUAACAUGCUGCUGGAACAAAUAGAGCUACAACAGGCACAGUCUGCCAUCACUAGUGCCAAGGUGCUUAUAUGCCAGCUUGAAAUCAACCCAGAUGUAUCACUACAUGCCUUGAGAAUGGCCAAAAAGAGCCACGUGAAGACCAUUUUCAAUCCAGCUCCUGCUAUUGCAGAUCUUCAUUCAGAUUUCUACAAAGCCUCUGACAUUUUCUGCUGCAAUGAGUCUGAGGCAGAGCUGUUAACAGGGUUGCCUGUGUCCUCAGUGGAAGAUGCCAAACAAGUUGGCCUAGAUCUUCUACACAAAGGUUGUGGUUCAGUCAUUGUAACCUUGGGGCCACAGGGCUGUGUGGUGUGUCAGUCCACAAGUGUAGCCCCCAAACUAGUUCCCACCACCGCAGUCACUGCUGUGGAUACAACGGGAGCAGGUGACAGCUUUAUUGGUGCUUUGGCUUUCUACAUGGCCCAUUAUCCCACAAUGCCACUGGAAGAGAUGGCCAGGAGAGCCAACAUGGUCGCAGCUGUGUCUGUCCAACAGGUCGGCACUCAAACAUCUUUUCCAUUUCCAAAGGAUCUGCCACCUGAACUAUUCUGAAAUUGCAUGCCCUGUGGUCCGUUUAUCGUACGUGGAUUACUCGGUUAGCUACAGCAAUCAAUCAUCUUUACCCAGCAGUACUAGAUGUGAUCUACAAUAAAUAAAUAAAACAUGCUGUGUGAAAUAGGUUUCCUUUGAAUCAACUCAUCUCCAAUUUUUGUUUUUUCUUUAAUUAUCAAGUACAAUGUCAUGCAUGACAGGUUUGCUUAGUAAUUUGUAUCUAUUCUUUAAAACUCUUUUUACAAAGUUGUUACCCUGUCCCUUUCCUGUGACAAAAAAAAUGCCAAUAACCGAAUAAGUUUUGUGCACAUAUUUUCAUAAGGCCUAUCUUUAUUUUCUUUACUACACUUUUCUGUACAUAGUCUGCAGAUGCAGGACUUUCAGUAAAAGUAAAUGUGUAAUAUUGCUACAGUCAGAAAUCAGUUAUAUUAUGAGAAUAAUGCAAUUGAAGCUAUUUAGACACUUGCAGGUAGUUUCUCUAAAGGACUGUCCUGUGCAUUGCUAUCAGAAACAGUUGCACUCUAUAAUCUUUUCAUGUAGAAUAACAUUUGCAUUCACUUACUGCACAUUAUACCUCAUUUAACACAUUAUUGGGAACUGCUGAAAGUGUUGGUGUAUUAUCUACAACUGUACAAAAGAGGGGAAACACCAUCUUAUAACAAUCUACAAUUCAAGUUAAUUCAACUACAAGUUAAU